AUGACAUUAGCAGAGGAUGAGCCAGGUCGACAAUUAAUGCAAACAACACUUCCUCAACUAGGAUUCAAGUUUAACUAUGUUCUCCGCCUUCUUCUGGCGUUUUCGGCGUAUCAUAAUGCCUAUCUGAAACGACAGCAGCAGAGGCGGGAGGUAUUACCAAGCAAAGCCUCAGCGGAAAGCACAAUCAUGACUCAGGGUGAUCAUCAUUACACAACUGCCGUACGUGAAGUCAGCAACUCGAUUCCUAGCCUGAGUGAAACAAGCUGCCAUGCCGUCUAUGCCAGUGCGGUCUUCAUUUGCUUUUGCUCGUUUGCAAAGGGACCAAGUGCUGGGGAAUUUCUUGUCUUCAAUUAUGACAAAGGCAAUGCAGAAUGGCUGAGCCUACUAGGAGGUGUUCGAUCAAUUGUCGAGCAUUCAAGGGACGUACUAUCAGUCGAUUUGAUUUCGUCCCAUGCCUCCAAUUCAAGCUCGACUCGGCCCCUCUUCGAGAGUUUCGAAGACCAGAAUGAUAUUCACACAGGAUGGCGAAGCUGCUACGAGCACCUCCAGACGAUACUUUGUCUUGGAAUCUCCACAGACGAUUUUCGCUAUCCCAUUUAUCAUCGUGCCCUAGACGGCCUUGCCUGGUCCUUUGAUAAGGUCUAUAGCGGCACAGUUACCAGCAAAGGGGAAAAUUGGGCACUAAUUUUCCGCUGGCUAUAUACACUUCCUGAGAUAUUCGCAUCAGAUCUCCAACAGCGCGAGCCCCUCGCCUUGCUGCUCUUUUCACCUUUCGUGGUUUUGUUGAAGGAGCUGGAAGCCUACUGGUUUGUGCGCGGAUGGCCUGAGCAUAUUGUGAGUGGCGUUUAUCAAUAUUUAAAUGUGGAGCAACGUGCUUCCAUCAGAUGGCAAAUGGAGCGGGUAGGAUGGAAUCCGCCGGAUGAAUGUAGUGAAGCAGAGCCUCCGUCAAAUUGA
Penicillium canescens is the source of this 954-nucleotide messenger RNA. RefSeq lists its product as uncharacterized. The coding region runs from base 1 to 954 and encodes 317 amino acids. The transcript has a single exon. NCBI's taxonomy places the organism in Eukaryota, Fungi, Ascomycota, Eurotiomycetes, Eurotiales, Aspergillaceae. The record is from RefSeq and is a predicted model, not a curated record. Gene Ontology annotation, molecular function: DNA-binding transcription factor activity, RNA polymerase II-specific. Gene Ontology annotation, biological process: regulation of transcription by RNA polymerase II.